GUGUAAAUGAAUCUUCUGAUGGUAAAGAUGACGGUGGUGAAGAUGAAGAGGUGUUAAGGGUGGAAGAUGCUGUUAAAGACGUUAUUGGUGUUGAUGUGGUCGGUGGUACAGGCGAUGACGGUAAAGAUAUUGAUGUUGAAGGAAAUUGUGGUAUUGUGGGAGAAGACAUUGUUGUUGGGGAGGAAAAAUGUGAUAAUGACUUUAUUGAAGAUUGA
Molecule: messenger RNA, 215 nt
Organism: Entrophospora sp. SA101
Lineage: Eukaryota; Fungi; Glomeromycota; Glomeromycetes; Entrophosporales; Entrophosporaceae
Source: the annotation of a GenBank genome assembly